UUGAGGUAGUUUGAAAGUGUCAGAAGGUGAACAAGUUUUUGGCUUGUUACUCGUGUGGUAAUUUGUGUUUGUAUGUAAAGGAAAAUUUAAACUGCGUUCCAUUGAUUGUAUUUUUUCCACAGUGAGGAUAUACGCUAAAGAAUACAAUAGGACUCCAAUGCUCUCUGUGUGAUGAGGAAAAUGGGGAACUCGACAGCUUUCACUAUUGCAUUAUCUGUCUUCGUACUUCUAAAUGUUGCGACAAAAACAUACAGCAGGACACGGUCGAAAGAGGGACCUGUUGACACUAGGAACGGAGGAAAAUUGACAGAAGAGGAAGAUAAGAUACGUUUUUUCAACCCAGUAGAUAUACCAAGUCCAUUUCGUUUGUAUGAUUUGAAUAAAGACGGUGUUGUUACACUGGCAGAAUUAGCGAAGGCGACAGAUACCACGCUCGAGGAUGCAAGAGGUCCUUUCCGAAGUGCGGACUCCAAUAGUGAUAAGAAACUAAGCUAUAAGGAGUUUUUGAGGGCACCGUGGAUAUUCCGUGCGGAGGAUGUGAUUGAUGAAGAAUCUUGGUCGUUCGUUGAAACUGGACUUAAAUAAGUAGGUCUAGAUGACUUGCGUGGCAUCAAACGACCAAUCUGGAAUGAAAUAAUAUGACUUAACACACAACACAUAAUAUUAUACGUAAAAUG
This is a messenger RNA of Anneissia japonica, 677 nucleotides long. RefSeq lists its product as uncharacterized. The transcript has 3 exons. The record is from RefSeq and is a predicted model, not a curated record. Gene Ontology annotation, molecular function: calcium ion binding. The coding region runs from base 172 to 585 and encodes 137 amino acids. NCBI's taxonomy places the organism in Eukaryota, Metazoa, Echinodermata, Crinoidea, Comatulida, Comatulidae.